GACAGAUCGAAAGUGGACUAUGUGAACUGCUCGGAAAGUAAGUUCACUCACUGCUUGCGUUUCUACAUGCUCUGGAAAGACUUGUGGUGCUUGGUGAGUGCGAUUAUUACAGGUCAUACAGAGCUCUAGAAAGGCUGUAAGAGUUGAAGUCACGCCAGAAUUUGAACGCGCAGAACUCCGGCGUGCCGGCGAGUCGUAGAAAUGGGGGUUGGAACGCGAUCCUCUGCGAAGAAGAGCAAAGAAGAAGAGGAGCUGCAGGCAAAAAUGGCGAAUAAAGUGGACGCUGAGACACAGACAGACCCUGAAAUAACUGGCGUAGACGCGGAUGAUUUCGAAGAAGAAGACGAUGGCGAAGAAACGGGUUCGGAAAGCAGCGAAAGCGAAGAUGAAGAAGCUGGAGAAGAUGGCCAUACAAAGAGCGUCGAUCGGGGAACUUCCUCCAAACCAGUGCGCCGUAAAAUUAUCGAGCUCAAGUAUUAUUUUGGAGAAGAUUUGCCUGAUGCGGAGCUUAGCAAGCUUGCACAAGCAGAGGUCAUUGUUCCUCCUGGACUUGAAGUGAAAGAAUCCAAUAUUCCAAAGGCUGGUCGAGGGGUGUUUGCCAAGUGUGUUAUUCCCAAACAUGACUUUUUUGGUCCAUUUGUUGGUAAAAAGGUUACUGCAGAGGAGGCAAAGCAGUAUAAAGACUCACCAUAUGUAUGGGAGGUGCGAGAUGACUACGGGAAACUGAUGCACUUGGUUGAUGGCCGUGAUGCCUUUCAGUCCAACUGGCUGCGCUAUGUGAACUGUUCCAAGAGUGUUGGAGAUCAGAACAUCCGUGCUGUUCAGUAUGAUGGAAAUAUCUACUACAUGGCUACCAAACAGAUUGAGAUUGGUGAUGAGCUGUUAACGUUUUAUGGUGAAAAGUUUGCCAGGAUUCUUGGAAUUAAAACUUCCAAGAAGGGAGCAUCAAAGGCAUCAAAGGAGAUAGAAGGUAACGAUGAAAGCUUUGCAUGCAAGAACUGUGGCAAGAUGUACAGUAACCCUGCAUCUCUCAUCGGUCAUCUCAAAUACAAGUGUAACACAGGACAACAGAGAAGCAUCUUUGUUCCUCAACCUGUUGGCCCUCGUGCCGCUAUUCCCAAGAUCAAAGUUACCGAAGAGUAUGCUCGCCAACAAAAUGAGAAGCUGAAGAAGUUCAAAUGUGACGAAUGUGGCAAAGCAUUCAUCCGCAACUACACGCUGCAGUGCCAUAAGUUGAUUCAUACUGGCAUCAAAGAACACAAGUGUGAAGAGUGCGGCAAAGAGUUUACCUUGCUGAAACAUCUACAGCGCCACCAACUGGUGCACACUGGGGAGAAGCCAUACAAGUGUCACCUUUGUGGUCGUGCAUUCUCACAGCAGGGCAGUCUGCAAGCACACAGCCGCACGCAUACUGGAGUGAAGCCUUACUCAUGCAAGAUCUGUGGUCGGGCAUUUGCAUUGCAGUCACCUUUGCUGUCCCAUAUGCGGACGCACAGUCAGGAGAAGGCCUUUAAGUGCAAUACCUGUGGGAAGGCUUUCACACACAGGAACACCCUGUCCAGGCAUGAAUUGAUCCAUACUGGAGUACGACCAUUUAAGUGCGACAAAUGUGGGAAGACCUUCACACAGACCAAUGAUCUCAAGCGUCACAGCCGCAUCCACACUGGUUUACGCCCAUAUAAAUGUCACAUUUGUGGCAAGGCCUUCACGGUUGAAUUCACCUUGGUUUGCCACAUCCGUACUCACACUGGUAGUCGUCCUUACAAGUGUGACCACUGUGAUAAGACGUUCACCCAGCCAGGUGCCCGUCUGAAGCAUGCUCGUAAGAAUCACCCAGAUAAGCCAUUACCUGGAAAGGAGACAAGCACAACAACAUCAGCUAAUCAAAAUAAAGCAGGGAAUGAAGUUGCGAAUGCUGUUGAUGAAACACAAGCCACUUCUAAUAAUGCUAAUGGUGAAGUACAAGCUGCUGAUGACGGUGAUGUUGAGAUGGCCUCAGAGUCAUCCACUGACAAUGCCUCUAUGGAUGUUGUGGAAGUUGUUCCAGGCCAGGAAGCUGUUGUGCAGUCUGCUUAAGCUCCUGUCUGAAGAGAUUGCUCCAACUUAGUAAUUCCAACUUUGUAACUUGAUCCAAGCUUGGAGUGUUGAAGCUUGAAGUGUUGUAAUUUCUUUGGAGCGUUACUGUUCACAUUAGUUUGGCUAGUUGAGCAAUCUUCUGUAUGUGUUUCUUGGUAUUCUCCUUAUCUCCCCAGAGCAGUGGGAGAGCAGCGGCAGAGCAAUACCAGAGCAGUGACAGAGCAGUGUGGGAUGACUAUGACCAGGAAAAAACACAAAAUAAAGACAUUAAUAGUGUAAUGGACAUACCACAAAAGUGGGAAGACAGUAAGAAAAUUAUGUGACUGCAUCAUGCAUGAUAUUAAGAGGUAUAAGAGAGUAGUUAAUAAAAAAAAGUUCCUCAUAGGUAGUACAAAUCCAAGGUGAUGAAUUGCUAAAUUAUAGAUCUAAAGAAAGUUAUUUUGACAUAGAGCAAAAUUGUCCAAAGGGUGUGAUUGGUGACAAUACGAUUUUCAUGAACUUAGGACUUGUAAAGUGAAUAGCAGAGCCUCAAUUAUAUCUGAAAUUAAACGGAAACCACAAACAGAAGCCCAAUUGUAAUGAUUGGAUGCUCGAGGGGACGCUUACCCGACUAACUUGCGACUUCGCCAUGCAUGAAGGUCGUUAUCCGGUUUAGUAAGUUAUGGCGUUCGAAGUUCGCUUUAAUUAGAGAGUUUAGAGAGUUUAAGCAUGACGUUUACGGCAGACGACAAACGGCAAAGAUUACCCCUGAACUUUUAAUAUUUUCU
Molecule: messenger RNA, 2843 nt
Organism: Orbicella faveolata
Lineage: Eukaryota; Metazoa; Cnidaria; Anthozoa; Scleractinia; Merulinidae
Biological process (GO): regulation of gene expression
Cellular component (GO): nucleus
Molecular function (GO): protein binding; histone methyltransferase activity
Source: RefSeq, a predicted model, not a curated record